Molecule: messenger RNA, 1356 nt
Organism: Moneuplotes crassus
Lineage: Eukaryota; Ciliophora; Spirotrichea; Euplotida; Euplotidae
Source: the annotation of a GenBank genome assembly
AUUUUUAUCAUGGAGAAAGAUCAUAAUUCAAGAAAAAGUAGGAGGAAUAAGAGUGAAUUAACCUCAACACGUAAGCCAAGAGAUUACAGAUCAACCUCGCCAAUGGCAGUGCCACAAGAAGAAAAGAGAACUUUUGUCAAUUUGAAAGAGAGCAAUCCCAGUUUUAAAAUUCCUGAUGGAAUGCAAAGAGAAUACAAGACGACUAAGCCCAAGAGAUCGAGAAGAACUGAAGGAAUCCGGAUCCCAAAAAUUAAAGAAUUCGAUAUCCAAAAGAUGUAUCUCUCAGAAUUAGAUAUUUGUGUUAGACAGAAUAAAUCUACAUUCUGACUAAAUGAUCCUCUAUUCCCUGGUUCAAAGAAUUUUAUCAAAAAGAACAGGGAAAGUUGCCAAGGGUGUGAUGAAGAGAAUACUAAGAAAAAGAAACUAGGCCAUUGCAAACUUUGAGGAGAGACUUACUGAAAGUCAUGUCUCUACUUUAGACAAACAGUGGAAAGUCAAAUCAUGGGAGAUGGGAAAACAACCAAAUAGAGUUAGAAUCUGAAAUAUUUGCAGAGGGAAAAUCACGGUUAAAAAGACACUUUUGCAAGCAAUCUCUGAUUAUCGCAAAGAAGGAGAAGAUCUAAUCCAGCCCCAAGAAGAACUGGCUGAGAUUGAUAAGGAAUUGAAGAACCUAACUUUCAAAUGAGAAAUUUUAGAUCAAUUUGAUCUUGAAAACGAGCAUAGGAGAAGAAUCAACCACUAUAAAAUUCAAGAGCAAGAAUUAUUAGCAGAGAUUGAAUACCAAAUGUGUGUUCGAGAUGAUUUGACCAUGAAAAUGAGAUAUUGCAUGAAAGAGAGAAAGCAAAUGGAAAAUGACAUUAAAUCCAAGGACCUGGAUGUCAACUUCCCUAAAAUCACAUUCAUGCCAAAAAGUUCUUCAAUUAGGAAACAUUCUGUUGAUAAAAGUAUUUCUUUACAUGAAACGAGUAAGGAAGAGAACGCUAUUGAAGGGUCUAUUACUAACUCAAGACCAGUUUCUAGAUCUAUAAGUGGCUCUUUGGUACAGAAAAUGAAUUUAGACAUAAAUAAUACUUGUCCUGAAGAAAGUAAAUAUAAUCCCAACGAAUUUGUUGAGGAAAAGUCUCAUCUAGAAGAUUGGAUUGUUGUGACUCCUCCCGAAGGAGAACAAAAAGAGACUUACAAGAAGCCUCUCAAGAAAUCUUCAUCAUUUGGAUCAUUAGAGGAAUCUACUAAAAAGAAGCCAUCUAUUCAUAAAAGAGGCAAAAGCCAUAUUAAAAUGGACAAAAAUGAUGAGUGAUGUAUAAUAUUUUAAGCUGCCUUUGUAAAGCAAUAGAAGAGCAUGAAGGGUUAAUGAAU